AUGAAUUCCAUUUCAGGCCUACGCGUCAUUAUUGCCGGAGGAGGCUCUGGUAUUGGGGCUACCACAGCUCAACUCUUGGGUCGCUAUGGCGCCAACGUUGUCAUAGGCGAUAUCAACAUAGCUGGAGCAAAGCAAAUCGCCGAGGAUAUAACAAGGUCAGGCGGAACAGCUGUUGCAACAGAAUUCGACUUCGAAAACGAAGCCAGCGUCAAAGCACUUAUUGAGGAUGGAACCAAAGCCCUUGGAGGGCUGGACGGCCUUGUGAACAUGGGGGCUGCUCUCCAUCAGUCACACCUUGGCAAAGACACCAGUGUCGCUGAGAUGGAUGCCGACAUUUGGCGCACGACCAUGAAUGUCAAUCUUAUCGGUUACGCUCUGUCCACCAAGUACGCGCUGCCGCACCUCGUGCGCAAUAAAUCAGGAAGCAUCGUCAACAUCUCAGCAGCAGGGAUUCACACCCUAACACGUCAUGUGGCGCGAAGCUGGGGACCCCAGAACGUCCGCGCCAAUGCGUUAGCACUCGGCCUAAUCGGCACGGAGAAGUUCGCUAAAGCCUCUGAGGCAUCGUCAGCUCUUCGCCGGGUGGUCAACGAACAAAUUCCACUCAAGAGACCAGGGCAACCUAAGGAAGUUGCAUCAGCUGUAAUCUACCUAUUGUCACGGGAUAGCGCAUACGUGACCGGUCAAGUGUGGUCUAUGAAUGGCGGACUUGCUUUCCGUGAGUAG
Messenger RNA from Colletotrichum scovillei, 726 nucleotides. Its product is annotated as short-chain dehydrogenase reductase sdr. NCBI's taxonomy places the organism in Eukaryota, Fungi, Ascomycota, Sordariomycetes, Glomerellales, Glomerellaceae. The coding region runs from base 1 to 726 and encodes 241 amino acids. The transcript has 2 exons. The record is from RefSeq and is a predicted model, not a curated record.